AUGCAGCCUGCACUAGCUCCAGCGCCGCAUCCAAGCAUGCAAACAUCUGCUCAGGAUCCUGCUGAUCAAGUGCUCCACGAUUCGCUGCUCGCAGCGUCGGCGCACCAGCACUUGUCGCAGCACGCGCAGCACGCGCAACAAGCGCGCCCGCCGCAGCCGAACCCGCAACCUCACCAUCUGCAACCCAAUGCCACGAGCCCGCGCGAUCAAAACAACAUCGACCCUGCGAUUUCCGGCGCCGCCAUGCUCCCACCUCCCCCUCAACCCCCAACGCAAGCGGACCCGAGUGGUCAAGACCAGUCGAAGACAUAUGGCAAACGACCGCUAUCUACGUCGAAGCGUGCUGCCCAGAAUCGUGCCGCUCAAAGAGCCUUCCGUCAACGAAAAGAGAGCUAUAUCCGCAAACUGGAGGAGCAGGUGAAGGAAUUCGAGGUCAUGUCGCAGGAGUUCAAAGCUUUGCAGGCUGAAAACUACCAACUACGCGAGUACAUUAUCAACCUUCAAUCGCGGUUACUGGACUCGCAAGGUGAAGUCCCCGAGCUGCCGGGAAAUAUCGACCUGAGCCAGCCACGCGCCGAAAUCUCUGUACCACAGCCUGCCUCUCGACCCGCGGCCCCGAACGUCCCGCAACAAGGUUCACCCCAGAGCCAGGUAUCUAUUGCCAACGAUGAAAUGAAUUCGUUGAACCGCAUAGCGGAAGCCGGGCUAGGAAUGCGCAAACAUCCCAACGAGGAAGCCUUCCUUGCCAACAACUUCCAAGCUCGCCGCGGGCGCGGUGAGGAUGGCCAGCCUGACCACUCCGAGGCCACGAAGACGGAACCACCGACCCACGGACUACCGAUGGUUCAAUGA
Aspergillus calidoustus is the source of this 852-nucleotide messenger RNA. Lineage: Eukaryota; Fungi; Ascomycota; Eurotiomycetes; Eurotiales; Aspergillaceae. The record is from the annotation of a GenBank genome assembly.